GAACGACAAUUAUUUGUCUCCGGCGGUGCAAUGCUGCGUGUGCACUGCUUUAACAACAACGCGCUGAAAAUAUUCAACUGCGAAACGCGAAGCUCCAAAACGAAACGUUUCGUUUCACCAAACUUGAAGAAAAACAGAGAGACGUCAUCGUACUCAUCUUCACAAAAAUUUACUCACAAUUAAUCCCAAUCCAUUUGUUGCCUUCCAAAAUCAAAUUUCAUCGUUAACCUAUUAUUCAUUCUAAUUCCACGCCAUGAUUCAUCAAACCCCAAUUAUCUCUGUAAAAUAAUACAUCAUUUAAUUUUCGAUGCCAAUCGAUGCUUCAACCUCAUCGAUCUCGCGUUUUUCUAUAACCUGAGGUGUUUUGGAAUCUGGGUUCGAAGAAAGUAACGAUUUUGGGUUGUGGGUAUCGGGAUUGGGAUUCGAAGGGAAAAAUGAGUAACCAGAAGAAGAGGAAUUUUCAGAUAGAGGCGUUUAAGCACCGCGUGGUGAUGGAUCCGAAAUACGCCGACAAGACAUGGAAGAUUCUAGAACAUGCAAUUCACGAGAUUUACAACCACAACGCUAGUGGUCUCAGUUUCGAAGAGCUUUACAGAAAUGCAUAUAAUAUGGUGCUUCACAAAUUUGGUGAGAAGCUUUACUCUGGGCUGGUUGCAACCAUGACUGCACAUCUCAAAGAUAUAGCUCAAUCUGUUGAAGCUGCUCAAGGAGGGUCUUUUCUAGAAGAGCUGAACCGGAAAUGGAAUGAUCAUAACAAGGCAUUACAAAUGAUUCGAGACAUACUAAUGUACAUGGAUAGGACUUACAUCCCAAGCACCCAGAAGACUCCUGUUCAUGAACUCGGGCUGAACCUGUGGAGAGAAAAUGUCAUUUAUUCCAGCCAGAUCAGGACACGGCUAUUGAAUACGCUUCUGGAAUUAGUACAAAGUGAACGCACUGGUGAAGUUAUUGAUAGAGGGAUUAUGAGAAAUAUAACAAAAAUGCUGAUGGAUUUAGGUCCUUCUGUUUAUGGACAAGAAUUUGAGGCUCCUUUUCUUCAAGUUUCAGCUGAGUUCUACAGGGUAGAAUCCCAGAAAUUCAUUGAGUGUUGUGAUUGUGGUGAUUAUCUGAAGAAAGCUGAGAGGCGUCUGAAUGAGGAAAUGGAUAGAGUGAGCCAUUACUUGGAUCCCAGGACUGAAAAGAAGAUUACUAAUGUAGUGGAGAAAGAGAUGAUUGAAAAUCACAUGCUUAGAUUAAUCCAUAUGGAGAAUUCUGGCUUGGUGCAUAUGCUUUGUGAUGACAAAUAUGAAGAUUUGGGUAGAAUGUAUAACUUGUUCCGUCGUGUUACUGAUGGUCUUUCAAAAAUACGAGAAGUGAUGACUUCACACAUGCGAGAAUCAGGUAAACAGCUUGUUACUGAUCCUGAAAGGUUGAAGGAUCCAGUUGAAUUUGUGCAAAGGCUCUUAGACGAGAAAGAUAAAUAUGACAAGAUUAUAAACUUGGCAUUUAACAAUGACAAAUCUUUCCAGAACGCUUUGAAUUCCUCAUUUGAAUAUUUCAUCAACUUGAAUCCUCGUUCUCCAGAGUUCAUUUCACUAUUUGUAGAUGAUAAACUCCGGAAAGGUCUAAAAGGGGUUAGUGAGGAUGAUGUUGAGAUUACUCUUGACAAGGUGAUGAUGCUAUUCCGAUACCUGCAAGAGAAAGAUGUUUUUGAGAAGUAUUAUAAACAGCAUCUAGCAAAGCGGCUGUUGUCUGGAAAAACAGUUUCUGAUGAUGCAGAGAGGAGUCUCAUAGUUAAGCUUAAGACAGAAUGUGGUUACCAAUUUACAUCUAAAUUAGAGGGAAUGUUUACAGACAUGAAAACCUCUCAGGACACAAUGCAGGGCUUUUAUGCCUGCCAUCCUGAACUAAGUGACGGCCCUACGCUCACUGUCCAGGUUCUUACAACAGGGUCUUGGCCAACUCAGUCUAGUGUCACAUGUAACUUGCCGGCAGAAAUGUCUGCACUGUGCGAGAAGUUUCGGUCAUUUUACCUUGGCACCCAUACUGGCAGGAGAUUGUCCUGGCAAACUAACAUGGGCACAGCAGACUUAAAAGCAACCUUUGGGAAGGGUCAGAAGCAUGAGUUAAAUGUUUCUUCUUACCAAAUGUGUGUUCUCAUGCUGUUUAACAAUGCUGAUAGACUUAGCUACAAGGAGAUUGAGCAAGCAACCGAGAUUCCUGCUUUGGAUCUUAAGAGAUGCCUGCAGUCAUUGGCUUUAGUCAAGGGAAGAAAUGUUCUUAGAAAAGAACCUAUGGGUAAAGACAUUGGUGAGGAUGAUGUUUUCUUUGUUAAUGACAAGUUCAGUAGCAAACUGUACAAGGUAAAAAUAGGAACAGUGGUUGCACAAAAGGAAUCUGAACCUGAAAAACAGGAAACCCGACAAAGAGUGGAGGAGGACAGGAAGCCGCAAAUUGAAGCAGCAGUAGUGAGAAUCAUGAAAUCGAGGAAGCAACUCGAUCAUAACAAUCUUAUAGCUGAGGUCACGAAGCAGUUGCAAUCACGUUUCCUAGCAAAUCCAACAGAGGUAAAGAAACGGAUUGAGUCUCUCAUUGAGAGGGACUUUUUGGAGAGGGAUGAUAGUGACAGAAGAUUGUAUCGAUACCUUGCCUAGAAUUGGUAAACUUGUUUGUUUCAGUGAUCAUGGUGUAUCUCAUGAACCAGGUGAUAAAUUACCUUCACAUAGCUCCAUUGAUUUUAUUGUAUAUUAAUUUGUUUUCCAAUUCGUUGUGAUGUUUCACCUUGUUAUGUUACGGCAUGUUUUUCUUGAAUGCCAUUAAGGUAAUUGUUACCGUACACCUUCAGCUACCUGAAUCUGUUACUUGCAAAAAUACGGGUUAGUUUGUUUUCAUUUCAUGAUGACUCCGUGUUUGUGUGCCGCUAAAUCAGGAAAAAGAUUCCAAAAUUUAUUAAGGAAUAAAUAAAGGAAAAGAGUAUAAUGUAAUAUCUAGGGCAUGGAGGACAGGUUUGUCUUCUCAAUUUCAUCAUUUGUGGCUAAUUUGCAAACGGUGCAGGAAAAAACAGUUAAGUUUUCAGUCAGGGGGCAUUUGAAAAAGUUUGACUUUCCAUUAGAGCUUUUUAGCUAAUCAAAAGUAGCUCAACAAAUUUUUUUAAACUUGUUUUAUUAAGUUUCAUGGUAAAAAUUGUGGCAUAUGUCAUCAUGGAAUUGGAUUUUGUUGAAUUAAUGUUUAAUUAAACUGUUUAUCCAAAUCCAUUGUGUUAAGCAUUUGGUUUGAAUAGUGAAAUCAUAAUUUCUUAUUAACUAACGAGAUGUCACAGACCACAUUGGCUCCUAGUUAAUUGCUUUGUUUCAACUCCUAAUACACACAAUAGAUCACAAAAUGUAGUAUCAGGAAUCCAAAAUAUUCCAAAAGCUUAAUCCGCAAUAUUUCUCUCGGCUUAAGCAAUCCCGUCAAUUCAUAAAGCUGAUGAAAUGUAGUAUCACUAAUCCAGAGUAAUACAAAUAGGUCCUAAUAAUUAAUGCAAACUGGACAGUAGUAACUAAUAAGUUCCAUAACAAGAGCACUAUUUCCUGACAACUACAUCACUGAAGCUGAUCAAAUGAAAAAUCUCUGCCACUGUUUCAGUUGAAAGAUGCUAUAACUUGAAUUAUUUUUCAGAAGUAGCGCAAGAAAUUUAACAGAAACAGAGUACAACGGAAAACAGACAUAAGAAGAGUACCACACGGGACAAUGACUGUUUCAGAGAACAAUUUAAAAGAAGAGUAGCAACAAAAAAAAGAGUACAACAGAGAACUGGCAUAAGUAAUGUGAAAUAGAUUAGCAAGAUUGUACGGUGUUUAAAUGGUGUCAGCAUCAAU
This is a messenger RNA of Abrus precatorius (Indian licorice), 3839 nucleotides long. RefSeq names its product cullin-3A. The transcript has 2 exons. NCBI's taxonomy places the organism in Eukaryota, Viridiplantae, Streptophyta, Magnoliopsida, Fabales, Fabaceae. Gene Ontology annotation, cellular component: cullin-RING ubiquitin ligase complex. Gene Ontology annotation, molecular function: ubiquitin protein ligase binding. The record is from RefSeq and is a predicted model, not a curated record. Gene Ontology annotation, biological process: ubiquitin-dependent protein catabolic process; protein ubiquitination. The coding region runs from base 435 to 2633 and encodes 732 amino acids.